GGCGGCGGCGACGCGACGUCUGCAGCGCUCGCGUCGAGGCGUCGUCGGCUCAGGCUCGGCUCCACAUCCGCACACAGUGUGAUCUUGGCUGCUCGGAGCGACAGACGUGUGCUUCGCCCAUCGCCCCGCUCUCUCCUUCGCAGACUAGUGUCCACGUCUCGCAGUACUCGAGCCCCGAAUCCUACCGAACAUGGCGAUGAAGAGCUUGCUUGAUAAGCUCAACAAGAUCCAGGACUUGUUCUCGACGCUUCGAUAUGAGCCAAUUGAGUUGCCGAAAAUAGUGGUGGUUGGCACCCAGAGUGCCGGCAAGAGCUCCGUCCUGGAGUCCUUGGUGAAGAGGUCCUUCCUGCCGCGCGGCACGGGCAUCGUCACCCGCUGUCCGCUGGUCCUUCAACUCAACCACUGCCCCUUGGGUGACGCACGGCGAAAGGGUAUCGAGCACGAGGAAUGGGGUACGUUCCUGCACUCUGGAGAUCGCAUUUUCAAUCUGGACGAAGUACGUGACGAAAUCGAUGCUGAAACGACUCGCAAUGCGGGCUCCAACAAAGGCAUCGUUCCGACUCCCAUCACCCUGAAGGUGUACUCGCCCCACGUGGUCAACCUGACGCUCGUGGACCUACCCGGCAUAACUAAGGUGGCCAUUGGAGAUCAGCCUGAGGAUAUCGAAGAACAGAUACAAAAGCUGAUUUUCCAGUACAUCGAGAAUCCUUUGACUAUCAUCUUGGCUGUGGUGACUGCUAAUACAGACAUGGCGACCAACGAGAGUCUGAAGCUGGCCAAAACUGUCGACCCGGAGGGGGAACGUACGCUUGCAGUCUUAACCAAAGUCGACCUCAUGGACGAAGGGACCGAUGCAAGAGAUAUGUUGAAAGGACUGGUUAUACCGGUCAAACUUGGCAUUGUUGGAGUUAUCAACAGAUCACAGAAGGACAUCAAUGAUAAUAAGACGAUGGAAGAUGCUCUUCAAUACGAAGCAGACUACUUUCAAAAGAAAUACAAGGAAAUGGCAUCAAGAACUGGCUCUCCUUACCUUGCCAAAAAGUUGAGCAUGUUGCUUUCAGACCAUAUCAACAAGAACCUUCCUGACGUUGAGAAUAAGAUCCGCAUAGAAAUGGAAGAGUGCUCAAAGAUUCUACUUGAAUGUGGAGAAUCUAUAACGGACAAGAGGGCUACUCUGAUGAAUGUUGUGAACAAGUUUAGUCAAGCUUUCUGUUCGCUGUGUGACAAAGGAUCGCAGAACCUUAAAUCCAUGAAACUAACUGGUGGAGCAAAACUGUGUGACAUUCUUCACAGCAGAUUGGAGAAAGUCUUCGCUAGGUGUGAGCCUUGCAAAUCCUACACCACCGAUCAAGUUGUAAUAGCACUCAGACAGUCAAACGGUCUCAAGCCCCCAUUCUUCGUGUCCGAGGUAGCCUUUGAGACGUUGGUGAAACCACUGAUAAAGAAUAUGGAGAAACCUGCCCUGGCGUGCGUGGAUGCCGUGAAGAGGGAACUUGGCAGCAUGUGCCAACUUAGCAUCUCAGAGCAGCUGAAACUUCGAUUUCCGGAGCUGAAGCAAGCCCUGAUAAAAAUCGUAUUGGGAAUUGUGGAGAAACGGGCCCAGAAAGCAAUCCAAAUGAUAAAAGACUUGGUCUCUAUUGAGGCUGGGCAUAUUACAUACUAUCGAAUCGAUGUUCUGAAGGAAGAAUUCCAAAAAGUAAUGACAGAUGAAGGCAGAGAUGAUGUAGUACCCUUUCCAAGGGGUAAAUUGGAGAAUGAGCUUCGGUCCCGCUUAAGAGUGGCAGGCGACGAAGAAAAAUCCGAUAUUACAGCUCAAUUAAACUUGUUAACAAUGUCAGACAAGGACAAAAAACAUGUCAUCAUUUUGGGUAUGAUGCUCGACCACUACUACAAAAUAGUGGCAGAAACCAUGCAGGACUCAACAGCCAAGGCGGUCGUGACGUUCCUCGUGAAUGAAGUCCGAGAAUCGCUCAAUGCUGAGCUGUGUGUGGCUCUCAUGCAAGGAGAAUUGGAUGAUCUGUUUCAUGAGCAGGAGGACAUUACCGACAAGCGUCAAGCCACUUACGCCAAACUACAUGUUCUCGAGCAGUCUCUUCAAGUCAUUUCAGGGAUCACCAGCCAUUGUUAAGCCCUAUACUGGGCACCGAUCAUUGACUCUUGACAUUUCGUGACACAAUUUUCUGAGAAAAUAAAACAUAUGAUACGAACAAA
Messenger RNA from Thrips palmi, 2211 nucleotides. Its product is annotated as dynamin-1-like protein. The record is from RefSeq and is a predicted model, not a curated record. Gene Ontology annotation, molecular function: microtubule binding; GTP binding; GTPase activity. Bases 191 to 2128 code for a protein of 645 amino acids. Lineage: Eukaryota; Metazoa; Arthropoda; Insecta; Thysanoptera; Thripidae. Gene Ontology annotation, cellular component: membrane; microtubule; cytoplasm. The transcript has 12 exons.